GCCGGCGCAGCCCGCGGAGCGGGGGGGGCAGGUGGAGGUCAACAGUGCCGUGCUGCCCCCCCUCCGUCUGUUCGGAGUCCUCGGCGCGAUGGAGACCGCAGUGCUGGAAGUGGACGUGCCGCGCAUCCUCGGCGUCAACUUGCUGGAUUUCCUCCAGCGCGCGAUCAGCCGCCCUCAGAACGUCAUGGAGUCAGAAAGGCUUCGACGGACGACGCAGCUCCGGAAGCUCGGCUCGAGCCACCGGACGGCGACCAUCGCGCGCCCUCUCGAGCCGGGCUCCGCGGUGCCAGCCGGGGCGCUCCAGCGGUGGCCAUUUCUCACGCCGACGUCGCUUGUGCACGCUGGCGGACCUAUUCAGCAGAUGUCAGACACAGGGGCGGUGUUCCAGUGCAUGGUCUCGGUAUAUCUCGUCAUCGUCCGCCUUAUCCACAACGUUUUCAUUAGUAAGGGGCGCCAAGGUUUGGGAUCUCGGGACUACGAAGUAGGACUCAAAGAGGACCUGGUGACUCAAGAGGUCGAUAUGGGCAUCUUCGAGGACCCAGAUGUCCAGGUCUACAAGUUGGGGGACAACGUCGUGGGCCCAGAGAUCCAGGUCUGCAAGCUAGACUACCUCGAGGGCCCAGAGGUCAGGGACUUAAAGCCAGGCCAGGUCGUCAAGCUAGAUCGCGAGAGGCCCGAAGAAGCGCCCCAUGACAUCCCCGAGCAAGAGGGCUCCAGGUACCACCCGACGCUAAGCGAGCAGGGGGAUUCGCCCGAGGGCGUCUCCCAGCCACGGGCUCAGCAGGUCUUCGAGCAGAGAGUCCGGGGCCCAGGAUCAGUCGAGUCAGCUAAG
Messenger RNA from Prorocentrum cordatum, 832 nucleotides. NCBI's taxonomy places the organism in Eukaryota, Dinophyceae, Prorocentrales, Prorocentraceae. The record is from the annotation of a GenBank genome assembly.